GACAACUUGCGUUCUCCACUAAUGUCUCAGAAAGUCUCUAGUCCUAGAAAAGACAAAUUUCCUAAAUCAUUCAUCGGACAGGUAGCACCAUGUUGUGUUGACAAAAAUAAUAAAAAGUCAAGCAAGCUGCAGACCGUAAAAACUUCAUAUGUGUUUGGAAACAACUCCUUAGCAGUGGAACAGUCGGAACAAGACAGCCCACAUCACCCUUCCAGCAGGAAACACGUGAAAAGCAUGGGAUCACUUGAAGACCUGCUCUGUGGCAAAUCAAGUAUCGUUCCAGAUGCCAAAGACUCUUCACUGGUACAAGACAAGAGACGUCUUCUUACUCCUGGCAAGCAAAGUAUAAAGGCAACACAACUGAAGCCACCUAAUGAUGUUCAAAUGCAGAGGAACACUUUAUCUUCAUCAUCAUCCUCACUUUCCAGUAUGAACUCCAGCUUGAAUUCAAGUCUGUCCGUCUCCCCUAAAAGAGGAAAAGUUAAAACAAAUAUUGUUGCGAAAACUUCGACAUGUGGCUCUGAGAUCUCUGGUACAACCAAGGUAGCUAUGGUUAGACCUAUGAGGGUGUCAUCUGUGCAGGCUUCCCAUUCAGAUGCAUCUGGGAAGCAGGAGAGAUCAACCUGUGCUAUGAAAGGAAACCCUUCCAUGAAUGCGGCCAAAUAUAAAGCUGCUUUUGAAUCCAAGACUUCAGGCACUGGGAUUCGAGGUGUGUCAUCAGAAAAUGGAGCGGUGAGAGUAUUACAGCCAAUUGUAUUCCUAUCGUGUGGCAAUGUUGGAAGUAAUGUUGCAGCCAGCCCACCUGUCAAACAACUGGAAGAACGGACUGUGUUAAAUUCCUGUUCUUCCAUAAGGUCUAUUCCAACUCCAGCCAAUAUAAAACGUUCUGGAUUGCCUACACCUGUUGGCCGUCGCAUGUCAGGAAUUCCAGCAAGGACACCCAAAACUGCACCUAGAUCAAUGUCGUCACCCAACCUUCUACCUGUUCGUCAAGUCUCUAGUGCUGUAUCCAAAAAAACGACAGCAGCUAGUUCUAAAAGGGCAAAAGAAAGCAGUGUGCAGACAGCCGAUAGCUCAUCAACUUCUUCCACUGAAGGAGACUCAUUUCCCCCUCAAGCUGUGUCUGUUGCACUUGAUUUUUCACCAGAGAAGGCCCCUUCAUGGAAUCAGGGCUUAACUGAAAAUAAAAAACUAGCUGAAGAAAUACAAGCUAAGGAGGGCUUAUUGAUAGACACUGGGAUAGACACAGCACCAGUUGAUCCCUCAGAUUGUGAAAAUAAGCCUCUCAUUGAUUUCUUUAACACCCCUGAAAUGAUUAAAGCCCUUCCACUGAAGCUGACAGAACAGCUAAUAGACCUGGGCUCUCCUCUUAUUUACCUCAGUCCUGAAGGAAAUAAAGAAAAUCUGGAUUCUCCUCUAUUGAAGUUCUGAUCUCCUAGACUCCAAAAUUCACCUCGAAACCUGAAAGAGUUUCACAUGUGUGUGUGUUUAGCUAUGGAAGUAUUUCACUGAGGUACUGGGUGUAACAUACUUGAAAACUUUUGAGAACUGUUUGCAGUUUAAACUAUGAAUAAAUGAUUGUGUGACUUGCUGCUGCUAGGGAAAAUAGGGUUUAAUGGCUAACUUUUUAAUUAGAUACUUUGAUUAUCACAGCCAAUGGCCUAUACUGUGUUUUUAAAAUAUGCUGUUAAUAUAUGACUUGUAAAACUAAGCGAACUGUUUUUGAAGUUAGUAAUAUCA
Messenger RNA from Gekko japonicus, 1740 nucleotides. It is a transcript of the gene GTSE1, whose product is annotated as G2 and S-phase expressed 1. Gene Ontology annotation, molecular function: microtubule binding. NCBI's taxonomy places the organism in Eukaryota, Metazoa, Chordata, Lepidosauria, Squamata, Gekkonidae. Gene Ontology annotation, cellular component: cytoplasmic microtubule; microtubule cytoskeleton. The record is from RefSeq and is a predicted model, not a curated record. The transcript has 9 exons. Bases 22 to 1431 code for a protein of 469 amino acids.